CCGUGGCGGUGCCGGCGUCCGCGACGGCGCGGGACGUCAAGGAGCGCAUCUUCGCCGAGACGGGCUUCCCGGUGUCGGAGCAGCGGCUGUGGCGCGGCGACAGGGAGUUAGCUGACUGGAUCAAGAUUGGAGAUGUGACUUCCAAAAGCUGUCAUCUUUUUGUCAACCUUCAGUCGAAAGGCUUGAAAGGGGGAGGUCGCUUUGGUCAGACAACACCGCCACUUGUUGAUUUUCUCAAGGACAUUUUAAGAAGAUACCCAGAAGGAGGACAGAUCCUUAAGGAAUUAAUUCAGAAUGCAGAAGAUGCUGGGGCCACAGAAGUUAAAUUUUUAUAUGAUGAAACUCAAUAUGGAACGGAGACUCUUUGGUCAAAAGAUAUGGCGCAAUAUCAGGGGGCCGCUCUCUAUGUGUACAACAACGCAGUUUUCACCCCCGAGGACUGGCACGGCAUUCAAGAAAUAGCAAGAAGCAGGAAGAAGGAUGACCCUUUGAAAGUCGGGAGAUUUGGGAUUGGGUUUAAUUCUGUCUACCAUAUAACAGAUGUUCCUUGUAUCUUCAGUGGUGACCAGAUUGGGAUGUUAGAUCCUCAUCAAACACUGUUUGGCCCCCACGAGUCUGGCCAGUGUUGGAAUCUCAAAGAUGACAGCAAAGAAAUCAGUGAACUUUCAGACCAGUUUGCACCAUUUAUUGGCAUUUUUGGAAGCACCAAGGACACAUUUAUAAAUGGCAAUUUUCCAGGAACGUUUUUCCGUUUCCCUCUUCGCUUACAACCCUCACAGCUUAGUGGUAACCUGUACAACAAGCAGAAGGUUCUGGAGUUGUUUGACUCUUUUAAGGCAGAUGCAGACACAGUGCUGCUGUUUCUGAAAAGCGUGCAGGAUGUCUCCUUGUAUGUCCGAGAGGCCGAUGGGACGGAGAAACUGGUAUUUAGAGUGACAGCGAGUGAGAAUAAGGCCCUGAAACACGAACGGCCAAAUUCUAUAAAGAUCCUGGAAACUGCUAUAAGUAACUAUUGUAAGAAGAUUCCAAGCAAUAGCAUCACUUGUGUAACAUAUCAUAUAAAUAUCGUGUUAGAAGAUGAAGGUUCCAAGGAUGCGCAAAAGACAUCUUGGUUGGUGUGUAACAGUGUGGGCGGGCGAGGGAUCAGUAGUAAACUUGACUCUUUAGCUGAUGAACUGAAAUUUGUCCCUAUCAUUGGAAUUGCCAUGUCGCUAGCAAGCAGAGAUGAGGAGGAAAAAGGAGCUGUAUCGGAUUUCUCAGGAAAAGCAUUUUGUUUUCUUCCUUUGCCACCUGGUGAGGAAAGCAGAACAGGGCUCCCGGUUCACAUCAGUGGGUUCUUCGGCCUGACCGACAACCGCAGGAGCAUAAAGUGGAGAGAGCUGGACCAGUGGAGGGACCCAGCUGCCUUGUGGAACGAGAUUCUUGUUGUGAAUGUUGUCCCCAAAGCUUAUGCUACUCUGAUCUUAGAUUCCAUAAAGCGCCUGGAGACGGAGAAGAACUCUGAUUUCCCCUUGUCUGUUGACAUCAUCUACAAGCUGUGGCCUGAAGCGAGCAAAGUCAAGGUGCACUGGCAGCCGGUGUUGGGGCCUCUGUUCAGCGAGCUGUUCCAGCAUGCUGUGAUUUACUCUAUUAGCAAUGAUUGGGUCAAGUUGGAGCAGGUAUACUUCUCAGAACUUGAUGAAGGUUUGGAAUACACACAAACUGUGCUCAACUACCUCCAGAGCUCAGGGAAGCACAUCGCCAAGGUGCCAGUGAACCUGGCUGCUGCUGUUCAGCUCACCGCUGCCCCCGGCACGGCGCCCGCGAGGAAGGUGACGCCUGCCUGGGUGCGGCAGGUGCUGAGGAAGUGUGCACCCCUGGGCAGUGCUGAAGAAAAGCUCCACCUUCUCGAAUUUGUGCUUUCUGACCAGGCCUACAGUGAGCUGCUGGGGCUGGAGCUGCUACCAUUACAAAAUGGAAAUUUUGUCCCCUUUUCCUCAUCUGUAUCAGAUCAAGAUGUUAUUUAUAUUACCUCAGAAGAGUUUCCAAGGUCCCUUUUCCCAGGUCUUGAAGGAAGAUUUAUUUUGGAUAACUUGAAGCCUCACCUACUAGCUGCUUUAAAGGAAGCUGCCCAGACCCGAGGAAGACCAUGUACUCAGCUACAGCUUCUGAAUCCAGAACGAUUUGCACGUCUUAUCAAAGAAGUAAUGAAUACAUUUUGGCCUGGCAGAGAAUUGAUCGUUCAGUGGUAUCCAUCUGAUGAAGACAGAAACCACCCAUCUGUUUCAUGGCUUAAGAUGGUUUGGAAGAAUCUCUAUAUACAUUUUUCAGAGGAUUUGACUCUAUUUGAUGAGAUGCCACUUAUCCCCAGAGCUACACUAGAGGAAGGUCAGACAUGUGUGGAGCUUAUUAGACUCAGGAUUCCCUCAUUAGUCAUUUUAGAUGAUGAAUCUGAAGCACAACUUCCAGAAUUUUUAGCAGACAUUGUCCAAAAACUUGGAGGGAUUGUCCUUAAAAAGUUAGAUGCCUCAAUACAACAUCCACUUCUUAAAAAAUACAUUCAUUCACCAUUACCAAGUGCUAUUUUGCAGAUAAUGGAGAAGAUGCCAUUGCAGAAAUUAUGUAAUCAAAUAGCUUCACUACUUCCAACCCACAAAGAUGCUCUGAGGAAGUUCUUAGCUAGUCUUACUGAUAGCAGUGAAAAAGAGAGAAGAAUAAUUCAAGAAUUGACAAUAUUCAAGCGAAUUAACCAUUUACCUGGUCAGGGAAUUUCUUCUUACACAAAACUAAAAGGUUGUAGGGUUUUGCACCAUACUGCUAAACUUCCGCCAGACCUCCGGCUUUCUAUUUCAGUGAUAGACAGUAGUGAUGAAGCUACUAUUCGCUUGGCAAACAUGUUGAAAGUAGAGAAGUUAAAGACCACUAGCUGCUUAAAACUUAUCUUAAAAGACAUUGAAAAUGCGUUUUACUCAAACGAAGAAGUAACACACCUUAUGUUAUGGAUCCUUGAGAAUCUGUCUUCUCUUAAAAAUGAGGAUCCAAGUGUGCUUGAUUGGUUAAUGCCAUUAAAAUUCAUUCAGAUUUCACAGGAACACAUGGUGUCUGCUAGUGAACUCUUUGAUCCUGAUGUUGAAGUAUUAAAGGAUCUCUUUUAUAAUGAAGAAGAAACCUGCUUCCCACCCUCAGAGUUUACCUCACCAGACAUCCUUCACUCUUUAAGACAGAUUGGUUUGAAAAAUGAAGCCAGCCUAAAAGAGAAAGAUGUGGUGCAAGUGGCAAAAAAAAUUGAAGCCCUACAGGCAAGUUCUUGCCCAAAUCAAGAUUUUCUUCUGAAGAAAGCCAGAACACUCCUACAGGUUUUAAAUAAGAACCAUGCACUGUUGCAGUCAUCUGAAGGAAAGGUAACUUUGAAGAAAAUCAAGUGGGUUCCAGCCUGCAAGGAAAGGCCUCCCAAUUAUCCAGGCUCUUUGGUCUGGAAGGGAGAUCUCUGUAAUCUUUGUGCCCCGCCAGAUAUGUGUGAUGUAGCCCAUGCUAUUCUUGUCGGCUCAUCGCUUCCUCUUGUUGAAAGUAUCCAUGUAAACUUAGAAAAAGCAUUAGGUAUCUUCACAAAGCCUAGUAUUAGUGCUGUCUUGAAACACUUUAAAACUGUUGUUGACUGGUACUCUUCGAAAACCUUUAGUGAUGAAGACUACUAUCAGUUCCAACAUGUUUUGCUUGAAAUUUACGGAUUCAUGCAUGAUCAUUUAAAUGAAGGGAAGGAGUCUUUCCGAGCCUUAAAAUUUCCAUGGGUUUGGACUGGCAAAAAAUUUUGCCCCUUAGCCCAAGCUGUGAUAAAACCAAUCCAUGAUCUUGACCUUCAGCCUUAUUUGCAUAAUGUGCCCAAAACUAUGGCAAAAUUCCAUCAGCUGUUUAAGGUCUGUGGUUCAAUAGAAGAGUUGACAUCAGAUCAUAUUUCCAUGGUCAUUCAGAAGGUAUAUCUCAGAAGUGACCAAGAUCUCAGUGAACAAGAAAGCAAACAAAAUCUUCAUCUGAUGUUGAAUAUUAUCAGAUGGCUGUAUAGCAAUCAGAUUCCAGCAAGCCCCAACACACCAGUUCCUAUACAUAUUAGCAAAAAUCCUUCUAAGCUUAUCAUGAAGCCAAUUCAUGAAUGCUGUUAUUGUGACAUCAAAGUUGAUGACCUUAAUGACUUACUUGAAGAUUCAGUAGAACCAAUCAUUCUGGUGCAUGAGGACAUACCCAUGAAAACUGCUGAAUGGCUAAAAGUUCCAUGCCUUAGUACAAGAUUGAUCAAUCCUGAAAACAUGGGGUUUGAGCAGUCAGGGCAAAGAGAACCACUUACUGUCAGAAUUAAGAAUAUUCUGGAAGAGUAUCCUUCUGUGUCAGAUAUUUUUAAAGAACUACUUCAAAAUGCUGAUGAUGCAAAUGCAACAGAAUGCAGUUUCAUGAUUGAUAUGAGAAGGAACAUGGACAUAAGAGAGAAUCUUCUUGACCCAGGAAUGGCAGCUUGCCAUGGGCCUGCUUUAUGGUCAUUCAAUAAUUCUGAAUUCUCAGAUUCAGAUUUUGUGAACAUAACUAGGUUAGGAGAAUCUUUAAAAAGGGCAGAGGUUGACAAAGUUGGGAAAUUUGGUCUUGGAUUUAAUUCUGUGUACCAUCUCACUGACAUUCCCAUCAUUAUGAGUCGAGAAUUCAUGAUAAUGUUUGACCCGAACAUAAACCAUAUCAGUAAACACAUUAAAGACAAAUCUAAUCCUGGGAUCAAAAUUAAUUGGAGUAAACAGCAGAAAAGACUUAGGAAAUUUCCUAAUCAGUUCAAACCUUUUAUAGAUGUGUUUGGUUGUCAGUUACCUUUGACGGUGGAAGCACCGUACAGCUACCACGGCACUCUGUUCCGACUAUCCUUUAGAACUCAGCAGGAAGCAAAAGUGAGUGAAAUCAGUAGUACCUGCUACAAUACCGCAGAUAUUUACUCUCUUGUAGAUGAGUUUAGCCUCUGUGGCCACAGGCUUAUCAUUUUCACUCAGAGUGUACACUCAAUGUAUUUGAAGUACUUGAAAAUCGAAGAAGCUAAUCCCAGCUUAGCACAAGAUACAGUAAUCAUUAAAAAAAAAGUCUGCUCUUCCAAGGCAUUGACUGUACCUGUCUUAAGUGUUUUGAAAGAAGCUGCUAAGCUCAUGAAGACUUGCAGCAGCAGUAAUAAAAAGCUCACUGCUGAUGCCCCGAAGUCAUCUUGCAUUCUUCAGGUCACAGUUGAAGAAUUUCACCACGUGUUCAGAAGGAUUGCUGAUUUACAGUCGCCCCUUUUCAGAGGGCCAGAUGAUGACCCAGCGACUCUCUUUGAAAUGGCCAAAUCUGGCCAAGCCAAGAAGCCAUCAGAUGAGUUGCCACAAAAAACAGUCGAGUGUACCACAUGGCUUAUAAAUUCCUGCAUGGAUACAGGAGAGGCCCUGAAGUUUUCCCUGAGUGAAAGUGGAAGAAGACUAGGACUGGUUCCUUGUGGAGCAGUAGGAGUUCUGCUAUCUGAAAUUCAGGAUCAGAAGUGGACUGUGAAGCCACACGUUGGAGAAGUGUUUUGCUAUUUACCUUUACGAAUAAAAACAGGACUGCCUGUUCACAUCAAUGGGUGCUUUGCUGUUACUUCGAAUAGGAAAGAAAUCUGGAAGACAGAUACAAAGGGACGGUGGAAUACCACAUUCAUGAGACACGUUAUUGUGAAAGCUUACUUACAGGCCCUCAGUGUCUUACGAGACAUGGCCACCAACGGGGAGCUAACUGAUUAUACUUAUUAUGCAGCAUGGCCUGAUCCUGAUUUGGUUCACGAUGAUUUCUCCGUAAUUUGUCAAGGAUUUUAUGAAGAUAUAGCUCAUGGAAAAGGGAAAGAAUUGACAAGAGUCUUCUCUGAUGGAUCUACUUGGGUUUCCAUGAAGAAUGUGAGAUUUCUGGAUGAUUCUAUACUGAAAAGAAAAGAUGUUGGCCCAGCAGCCUUCAAGAUAUUUUUGAAAUACCUCAAGAAGACUGGGUCCAAAAACCUUUGCGCCGUUGAACUUCCUUCUUCAGUAAAAUUGGGAUUUGAAGAAGCUGGCUGCAAACAGAUAUUACUAGAAAACACAUUUUCAGAGAAGCAGUUUUUUUCGGAAGUGUUCUUUCCAAACAUUCAAGAAAUUGAAGCGGAACUUAGAGAUCCUUUAAUGAACUUCGUUCUAAAUGAAAAAGUUGAUGAGUUCUCAGGCAUUCUUCGUGUCACGCCAUGUAUUCCUUGCUCCUUGGAAGGGCAUCCUUUGGUUUUACCAUCAAGAUUGAUCCACCCUGAAGGACGGGUUGCAAAGUUAUUUGAUAUUAAAGAUGGACGAUUCCCAUACGGUUCAACUCAAGAUUAUCUUAAUCCUAUUAUUCUGAUUAAACUAGUGCAGUUAGGUAUGGCAAAAGAUGAUAUUUUAUGGGAUGACAUGCUAGAGCGGGCAGAGUCGGUAGCUGAAAUCAAUAAAAGUGAUCAUGUUGCUGCUUGUCUAAGAAGUAGCAUCCUGUUAAGUCUUAUUGAUGAGAAAUUAAAAAUAAGGGACCCUAGAGCGAAGGAUUUUGCUGCAAAAUAUCAAACAAUCCCGUUUCUGCCAUUUCUAACAAAACCAGCAGGUUUUUCUUUGGAGUGGAAAGGUAACAGUUUUAAGCCUGAAACCAUGUUUGCUGCAACUGCCCUUUAUACAGCUGAGCAUCAGGAUAUAGUUUGUCUUUUGCAACCAAUUCUCAAUGAAAAUUCCCAUUCCUUCAGAGGUUGUGGUUCAGUGUCGUUGGCUGUGAAAGAGUUUUUGGGGUUACUUAAGAAGCCAACAGUGGAUCUGGUUGUAAACCAGUUGAAAGAAGUGGCAAAAUCUGUUGAUGAUGGAGUCACCUUGUACCAGGAGAAUAUCACCAAUGCUUGCUACAAGUACCUUCAUGAGGCAAUGAUGCAAAAUGAAGUCACUAAGAUAUCGAUCGUUGAAAAGUUAAAAGCCUUUCGCUUCAUUCUAGUUGAGAAUGCUUAUGUUGACUCAGAAAAAGUUUCUUUUCAUUUGAAUUUUGAGGCAGCUCCGUACCUUUAUCAAUUACCUAAUAAAUAUAAAAAUAAUUUCCGUGAACUCUUUGAAAGUGUGGGUGUGAGGCAGUCAUUUACAGUGGAAGAUUUUGCCCUUGUCUUGGAAUCCAUUGAUCAAGAAAGAGGAACAAAGCAAAUAACAGAAGAAAAUUUCCAGCUUUGCCGACGAAUAAUCAGUGAAGGGAUAUGGAGUCUAAUUAGAGAAAAGAAACAAGAAUUUUGUGAGAAAAAUUAUGGCAAAAUAUUGUUGCCAGACACUAACCUUAUGCUUCUCCCUGCCAAAUCACUAUGCUACAAUGAUUGUCCGUGGAUAAAAGUAAAGGAUACCACUGUAAAAUAUUGUCAUGCUGAUAUACCCAGGGAAGUAGCAGUGAAACUGGGAGCAAUACCAAAGCGACAUAAAGCCUUGGAAAGGUAUGCAUCCAACAUCUGUUUUACAACACUUGGCACGGAAUUUGGACAGAAAGAAAAAUUAACUAGCAGAAUUAAAAGCAUCCUUAAUGCCUAUCCUUCAGAAAAGGAAAUGUUGAAAGAGCUGCUUCAAAAUGCUGAUGAUGCCAAGGCUACAGAAAUCUGUUUUGUGUUUGAUCCUAGACAGCAUCCAGUUGAUAGAAUAUUUGAUGAUAAGUGGGCCCCCCUGCAAGGGCCAGCACUGUGUGUGUACAACAACCAGCCUUUUACAGAAGAUGAUGUUAGAGGAAUUCAGAAUCUUGGAAAAGGCACCAAAGAAGGAAAUCCAUGUAAAACUGGACAAUAUGGCAUAGGAUUCAAUUCUGUGUAUCAUAUUACAGACUGCCCUUCUUUUAUUUCUGGCAACGACAUUCUGUGUAUUUUUGAUCCUCAUGCUAGGUACGCACCAGGAGCCACAUCGGUUAGUCCUGGACGCAUGUUUAGAGAUUUGGAUGCAGAUUUUCGGACGCAGUUCUCAGAUGUUCUGGAUCUCUAUUUGGGAACCCACUUUAAGCUAGAUAAUUGCACAAUGUUCAGAUUUCCUCUUCGUAAUGCAGAAAUGGCAAAAGUUUCAGAAAUUUCCUCAGUUCCAUCGUCAGACCGGAUGGUCCAGAAUCUUUUGGACAAAUUGCGCUCAGAUGGGGCAGAACUUCUAAUGUUUCUCAAUCACAUGGAAAAAAUUUCAAUUUGUGAAAUAGAUAAAGGUACCGGAGCUCUAAAUGUGCUGUAUUCAGUCAAGGGCAAAAUCACUGAUGGAGACAGAUUGAAAAGGAAACAAUUUCACGCAUCAGUAAUUGAUAGCGUUACUAAAAGGAGGCAGCUCAAAGACAUCCCAGUUCAACAGAUAACUUAUACUAUGGAUACCGAGGACUCCGAAGGAAAUCUUACUACAUGGCUAAUUUGUAAUCGAGCAGGUUUUUCCAGUAUGGACAAAGUAUCUAAGAGUGUUAUAUCUGCCCACAAAAACCAAGAUAUUACUCUCUUCCCUCGAGGUGGAGUUGCUGCCUGCAUUACUCACAACUAUAAGAAGCCUCACAGAGCCUUCUGUUUUUUGCCUCUCUCUUUGGAGACGGGGUUGCCCUUUCAUGUGAAUGGCCACUUUGCACUAGACUCAGCCAGGAGAAACCUGUGGCGUGAUGAUAACGGAGUUGGGGUUCGAAGUGACUGGAAUAACAGCUUGAUGACAGCGUUAAUAGCGCCUGCAUAUGUUGAAUUAUUAAUCCAGUUGAAGAAACGCUACUUCCCUGGGUCUGACCCAACGUUGUCAGUUUUACAGAACACACCCAUUCAUGUGGUAAAGGACACUUUAAAAAAGUUUUUAUCAUUCUUCCCAGUUAACAGGCUUGAUCUACAGCCAGAUUUAUAUUGCCUGGUGAAAGCACUUUACAGCUGUAUUCAUGAAGACAUGAAGCGUCUUUUACCUGUUGUUCGGGCUCCGAAUAUUGAUGGCUCUGAUUUGCAUUCUGCAGUUAUAAUUACUUGGAUUAAUAUGUCUACUUCAAAUAAAACUAGACCAUUUUUUGACAAUUUACUGCAAGAUGAAUUACAGCAUCUUAAAAAUGCAGAUUACAAUAUUACAACACGGAAAACAGUAGCAGAGAAUGUCUAUAGACUGAAACACCUACUUUUAGAAAUUGGUUUCAACUUGGUUUAUAAUUGUGAUGAGACUGCUAAUCUUUACCACUGUCUUAUAGAUGCAGAUAUUCCUGUUAGUUACGUGACUCCUGCUGAUGUCAGGUCUUUUUUAAUGACGUUUUCCUCUCCUGACACUAAUUGCCACAUUGGGAAGCUGCCUUGUCGUCUUCAGCAGACUAACCUGAAACUUUUUCAUAGCUUAAAGCUUUUAGUUGAUUAUUGUUUUAAGGAUGCAGAAGAAAAUGAGAUUGAAUUGGAAGGACUGCCCCUUCUCAUUACGCUGGACAGUGUUCUGCAAACUUUUGAUGCGAAACGAUCCAAGUUCCUAACAACAUACCAUGAAUUGAUUCCAUCCCGCAAAGACUUAUUUAUGAAUACAUUAUAUUUGAAAUACAGUAAUAUUUUAUUGAACUGUAAAGUGGCAAAAGUGUUUGACAUUUCCAGCUUUGCUGAUUUGUUAUCUUCUGUGUUGCCUCGUGAAUAUAAGACCAAAAACUGUACCAAGUGGAAAGACAACUUUGCAAGUGAAUCUUGGCUUAAGAAUGCAUGGCAUUUUAUCAGUGAAUCUGUAAGUGUGAAAGAAGACCAGGAGGACACAAAAUCCACGUUUGACAUUGUUGUUGAGACCCUGAAGGACUGGGCCUUGCUCCCAGGAACAAAGUUUACUGUUUCAGCCAAUCAGCUUGUGGUCCCUGAAGGUGAUGUUUUGCUUCCCCUCAGCCUUAUGCACAUUGCAGUGUUUCCAAAUGCCCAGAGUGAUAAAGUUUUUCAUGCUCUAAUGAAAGCUGGUUGUAUUCAGCUUGCCUUGAACAAAAUCUGCUCCAAAGACAGUGCAUUCGUUCCUCUGCUGUCUUGUCACACAGCAAACAUAGAGAGCCCCUCAAGCAUUUUGAAGGCUCUGCAUUAUAUGGUCCAGACAUCAACAUUUAGAACUGAAAAACUAGUAGAAAAUGACUUUGAAGCACUUUUGAUGUAUUUCAACUGCAGUUUGAGUCACUUGAUGUCCCAAGAGGAUAUAAAAAUUUUGAAGUCCCUUCCAUGCUACAAAUCCAUCAGUGGCCGCUAUAUGAGCAUUGCAAAAUUCGGAACUUGCUACGUACUUACAAAAAGCAUCCCUUCAGCUGAAGUGGAAAAAUGGACACAGUCGUCGUCAUCUGCGUUUCUUGAAGAAAAGGUGCACUUGAAAGAACUGUAUGAGGUGCUUGGCUGUGUACCUGUAGACGAUCUUGAGGUAUACUUGAAACACCUCUUACCAAAAAUUGAAAAUCUCUCUUACGAAGCAAAAUUAGAGCACUUGAUCUAUCUUAAGAAUAGAUUAUCCAACAUUGAGGAAUUAUCAGAAAUUAAAGAACAGCUUUUUGAGAAACUGGAAAGUUUGUUGAUAAUCCAUGAUGCUAACAGUCGACUAAAGCAAGCAAAACAUUUCUAUGACAGAACUGUAAGAGUUUUUGAAGUUAUGCUUCCUGAAAAAUUAUUUAUUCCUAAAGAUUUCUUUAAAAAGUUGGAGCAACUUAUAAAGCCCAAGAAUCAUGCUGUAUUUAUGACAUCCUGGGUGGAAUUCUUAAGAAACAUUGGACUGAAGUACAUACUUUCUCAGCAGCAGUUGUUACAGUUUGCUAAGGAGAUCAGUGUGAGAGCUAAUACAGAAAACUGGACUAAAGAAACAUUGCAAAAUACAGUUGAUAUCCUUCUCCAUCAUAUAUUCCAAGAACGAAUGGAUUUGUUAUCUGGAAAUUUUCUGAAAGAACUGUCAUUAAUACCGUUCUUAUGUCCUGAGCGGGCCCCUGCUGAGUACAUUAGGUUUCAUCCUCAAUACCAAGAGGUGAAUGGGACACUUCCUCUUAUAAAGUUCAACGGAGCACAGGUAAAUCCAAAGUUCAAGCAGUGUGAUGUGCUCCAGCUGUUAUGGACAUCCUGCCCGAUUCUUCCAGAGAAAGCAACACCCUUGAGCAUCAAAGAACAAGAAGGCAGUGAACUUGGUGCGCAAGAGCAACUUGAACAAGUUUUAAGUAUGCUUAAUGUUAACCUGGACCCACCCCUUGAUAAGGUCAUUAAUAACUGCAGAAACAUAUGCAACAUAACAACGUUGGAUGAAGAAAUGGUAAAAACUAGAGCAAAGGUCUUAAGGAGCAUCUAUGAAUUUCUCAGUGCAGAAAAAAAGGAAUUCCGUUUUCAACUGCGGGGGGUUGCUUUUGUGAUGGUUGAAGAUGGUUGGAAACUUCUGAAGCCUGAGGAGGUAGUGAUAAACCUAGAAUAUGAAUCUGAUUUUAAACCUUAUUUGUACAAGCUACCAUUAGAACUUGGCACAUUUCAUCAGUUGUUCAAACACUUAGGUACUGAAGAUAUUAUUUCAACUAAGCAAUAUGUUGAGGUAUUGAGCCGCAUAUUCAAGAAUUCUGAAGGAAAACAGUUGGAUCCUAAUGAAAUGCGUACAGUUAAGAGGGUGGUUUCUGGUCUGUUCAAGAGUCUACAGAAUGAUUCAGUCAAGGUGAGGAGCGAUCUUGAGAACGUACGAGACCUUGCCCUCUACCUUCCAAGCCAGGACGGUAGGCUGGUGAAGUCAAGCAUCCUAGUGUUUGAUGACGCACCACACUAUAAAAGCAGGAUCCAGGGGAACAUUGGUGUGCAGAUGCUGGUUGAUCUCAGUCAGUGCUACUUAGGGAAAGACCAUGGCUUCCACACAAAGUUAAUAAUGCUCUUUCCUCAAAAACUCAGACCUCGUUUGCUGAGCAGUAUACUCGAAGAACAGCUAGAUGAGGAGACUCCAAAAGUUUGUCAGUUUGGAGCCUUGUGUUCUCUCCAGGGAAGAUUGCAGUUACUCUUAUCUUCUGAACAGUUCAUUACGGGACUGAUUAGGAUUAUGAAGCAUGAAAAUGAUAAUGCUUUCCUGGCCAAUGAGGAAAAAGCCAUAAAACUUUGCAAAGCCCUAAGAGAAGGAUUGAAAGUGUCCUGUUUUGAAAAGCUUCAAACAACAUUAAGAGUUAAAGGUUUUAAUCCUAUUCCCCACAGCAGAAGUGAAACGUUUGCUUUUUUGAAGAGAUUUGGUAAUGCAGUCAUCCUUCUCUACAUCCAACAUUCAGACAGCAAAGACAUUAACUUCCUACUAGCGUUAGCGAUGACACUGAAGUCGGCGACUGACAAUUUGAUUUCUGACACUUCAUAUUUAAUAGCCAUGCUAGGAUGCAACGAUAUUUAUAGGAUCAGUGAGAAGCUUGACAGCUUGGGAGUGAAAUACGACUCUUCAGAACCAUCAAAACUGGAACUUCCAAUGCCUGGCACACCAAUACCUGCCGAAAUUCAUUAUACUCUGCUGAUGGAUCCCAUGAAUGUUUUCUACCCGGGAGAGUAUGUUGGCUACCUUGUUGAUGCUGAAGGUGGUGAUAUCUAUGGGUCAUACCAGCCAACGUAUACGUAUGCAAUUAUUGUACAAGAAGUUGAAAGAGAAGAUGCUGAUAAUUCUAGUUUUCUGGGAAAGAUAUACCAGAUUGAUAUUGGUUAUAGUGAAUAUAAGAUAGUUAGCUCUCUUGAUUUGUAUAAGUUCUCAAGGCCUGAUGAAAGUUCACAAAGCAGAGACAGUGCUCCCUCGACACCCACCAGCCCUACGGAGUUCCUUGCCCCUGGCCUGCGGAGCAUCCCACCUCUUUUCUCCGGCAGAGAGAGCCACAAAACUCCAUCUUCAAAACAUCAGUCUCCCAAGAAGCUUAAGGUUAAUUCUUUACCAGAAAUCUUAAAAGAAGUGACAUCAGUGGUGGAGCAAGCUUGGAAGCUUCCAGAAUCGGAACGAAAAAAGAUUAUUAGACGAUUGUAUUUGAAAUGGCACCCUGACAAGAACCCAGAGAAUCAUGACAUUGCUAAUGAAGUUUUUAAACAUUUGCAGAAUGAAAUCAACAGAUUAGAGAAACAGGCUUUUAUGGAUCAAAAUGCAGACCGAGCUUCAAGACGAACAUUUUCAACCUCAGCCUCCCGAUUUCAAUCUGACAAGUACUCAUUUCAGAGAUUUUACACUUCAUGGAAUCAGGAAGCAACGAGCCAUAAGUCUGAAAGGCAACAACAGAAUAAGGAAAAAUGCCCUCCUUCAGCUGGGCAGACUUACUCCCAGAGGUUCUUUGUGCCCCCCACUUUCAAGUCGGUUGGUAACCCCGUUGAGGCACGGAGAUGGCUAAGACAAGCCCGAGCAAAUUUCUCAGCUGCCAGGAAUGACCUGCACAAAAAUGCUAAUGAGUGGGUGUGUUUUAAGUGUUACCUCUCUACCAAGUUAGCUUUGAUUGCAGCCGACUACGCAGUGAGGGGGAAGUCUGAUAAAGAUGUAAAACCAACCGCACUUGCGCAAAAAAUAGAGGAAUAUAGUCAGCAGCUUGAAGGGCUGACAAAUGAUGUUCACACAUUGGAAGCUUAUGGUGUAGACAGUUUAAAAACAAGAUACCCUGAUUUGCUUCCUUUUCCACAGAUCCCAAAUGACAGGUUCACUUCUGAGGUUGCCAUGAGGGUGAUGGAAUGUACUGCCUGUAUCAUAAUAAAACUUGAAAAUUUUAUACAGCAAAAAGUAUGAGAGUAUUUAAAGAGAAAAAUUGCAGAGCCAGAUCUUAAGUGUGUUGUAGCACAAAUGCAAGUUGCUGUACUUUGUUUAAGCUUUGUUGUCACUUAUCUAGGAAUUGUGAAGCACAUUGCAAAUUGUUCUACAAGAAUUUUGCAUUUACUAGUAGUAUGAAUGCCAACAGAAGACCUUAAUGAAUCUAAAAGGAAGUUAUUUUGAAGAUGGUAAACGGCAGAAUUGCUCAAUGUGUUGGAGGGAUUGGGAUGGCACAUGGUUGAACCGCACUUUAUAUAACCAAAGCUUAGCAAUCAGUUGAAUUUGUGGCUCUGGCUAGGGUAAAGUUAAUUUCAUGUUUUGAACGUGUGUUUUUGAAGGAGCUAAUGAAACACUGGACAUAUCAUUGGUUUAAACAUGUAAGGGGGAUUAAGUCUUCAGAAUUUAUCAUGUGUUUUAUGUGAAUCUUCUUGGAUGCAUUAUUUUCUUAUCAGCUGGAUCUGAUUAUGAAUUUGUUGCAGUUUUACAUCUUAAAUACCAGUACAUUUAAAAUGGUACAGUAUUUUAAUCCUGAAUAUUACUUGAUCAGAGUGGGAAGAUAGAGUGCACUGGGUGCACUUUGCAUCUUUAUUUUAGGUGUUUUUUUUUUUUUAAUUUUAUGUUUACAGGCUUCCUAUUUGAUGAAGAUACCAUAUGGGAAACUCAGAAUGGUGGCAGUUCUCAUUACCAGAUGUUGAUAUUGUUCCUGCAACUGCUUACCAUAACAGCAUUUAUCAACUGUCAGAAAGCUUGCUUUACAUCUGUGCGUAUGUUUGGCAGAAGUAUCACAAUUUGUACAGUGGAUUGGACAAGAUGCAAUCUUUUGUUGUCUAAAGGUGCUGCAGUUAAAGUUUUGUCUUUCAAUAUAGCAUUUCAUAGAGUUUUUUUUAUGUUAAAAACAUUUAAGAAGUUGUUCAUGUAAUUGUGAUGAUACCCAAUAGUUUAUAAAAGGAGUUUUCAGCUUGUAUUUCCUCCUUGAAUGAUUCAGAACUGACAUAUGAUUUUAAUCAUGUUCAGAUGUCUUACCAUACUUAUUUACUUUAACAUAUUUCUUUUGCAGAAUGUAUAAAAAGUAAUGAUAAUUAGUUUAUAUAACUGUACUGGCUGUAAAUGAUGCUAAGAAUAGUAUUUUAUGCAAUUAAGGGCUUACAGAAUAUAUUAAAACUUUUUUUACUUACAUUGGUAAUAAGGAAUGUUUGCACCUCCACAAUUGUGUUGCUUCUGGUGUGAAACUGUGUAAUUAUUCCUGCUAUUAUAUCAAGUGCCAUAAUUUUAAUAAAGCAAAAUGUA
Messenger RNA from Lepus europaeus (European hare), 14987 nucleotides. It is a transcript of the gene SACS, whose product is annotated as sacsin molecular chaperone. The transcript has 8 exons. The record is from RefSeq and is a predicted model, not a curated record. Bases 378 to 13679 code for a protein of 4433 amino acids. Gene Ontology annotation, molecular function: Hsp70 protein binding. Lineage: Eukaryota; Metazoa; Chordata; Mammalia; Lagomorpha; Leporidae.